This is a messenger RNA of Leishmania braziliensis MHOM/BR/75/M2904, 4326 nucleotides long. RefSeq lists its product as hypothetical. The record is from RefSeq and is a predicted model, not a curated record. Lineage: Eukaryota; Euglenozoa; Kinetoplastea; Trypanosomatida; Trypanosomatidae. The coding region runs from base 1 to 4326 and encodes 1441 amino acids. The transcript has a single exon.
AUGUGUAGCCUCGUGUCGGCCGUCUCCGCAGCAGUUGCGUCCUCGCCAAAGGAGCUCCACGCGUGGACAUUAGCACUGCUAAGUGAGCUGCAGGAUGCUGCCAACUCCGGAGCGGCGCCACCGUCUCUUGCAACGCCGGUGGAGGUGGCAGCUGAGGCGUCUCGCUGGAGGAGCUACAUGCAUCCUUUCGCAAGACUCCUAUGCAGCACACUUCACAUCAGUGCUCCGAUAGAUAAUUCAAUGCUAUUGCCGUCGGCUUCGUUCACCGACGGCAAAUGGGAAGAGGCGCUUCUCGAUUAUGUUCGCCAGCUUGCUUCGUGGCCGGACGCCGAGGCGGCAGAGACAGUCACGCAGUUGAUGAAGUCUCUGGUGCAGAACUGCGCGCGGAGGAAGAGCUCCUUUCCUGCUGUGUUGCUUCCUAAAAUGGAAGUGGUGGUGCGGCGCGUGGUUGAGGCGUCGUCACCAGCGCUGCUGUCUGCGGUGGUGCAGGCAUGUCAAGUGCGCACACGUCGCAUGGGUAGUAUGCUGUGCGACGUCGGGGCGGAGCUCACGAGUGCAGGUCCUUCCCUCUACUCAUCAGAAGCGGAGGAGGACUUGCAUGGCUGCUGUCGGUGGCAUCCUUUCAUGAGCGAUAAGGCGAUCAAGGUGUGCCUAGAGCGGAUGGUGCAGGUACUUACCACCUUCCCGAGUGAGAGACGCAAGGGUAAGGCAGGCGGUGUGUCUAUUAUUACUCCUGUGACACGCCUUCAGAUUCAGCAGUGCUGUCUGUGUCAAAUUCCGCGCCACAUGGACGACCAUACUCGGCACGAAUGCGCCAUGCUCGCCAUGAAAGCCCUUAAGCAAGCACCCUUUACGGUGCUGCUGGCUGCUUACCAAUACUUCCGCGAUGAGCGACUUGUCUCGGUGAUGGUGGCUGAGCGCUUCCUUGCGCACUGUGGCGUAUGCGUUACCCACGUCACCCAGCGAGGUGUCUCGCUGCCGACGUACCUCUCACCAGAGGCAACCAAGGCAGCGGCCGAGGCCCUUCUGCACGCGCGUAGCAAAGUGCUGAACACCGGCCGUGACUCGCAGCAGUCGGAGGCAACGAUAUCGUACGCCAUUGCCACGCUGAACGCACUCGGAUUCCCGGAUGUUGUGCGCUCUUUCUACAGCCCGGCCAUGUCGACGAUCAUGGCUACGCCAGCCUUUACACUCUGCGAGACGCCGCACUCCGUCAUGUCGCAGGUGUUGCUGCGUAACGUAUCUGGGGCCGUGGUCGCGCUGGAGGUCCUCGGUACCUCCCGUCCAGAAGGGUGGCUAUCGGUGCCACCUGCCGUCACGGAGUCCAUGGUAGCUGUGAGUCGGUUGGUGGGGCAGGAGGGCAGCGCUGCUGACAUGGACGGAUUAUACAAAGCCCUUGUCGGGUUUCACAAUGCGGGCUUAUUUAUCAGCUACUACGUGGAGUGCGUGCUGGCUGGCUUGUGCGAUCGCAUACGCGAUAUCGAGAGACGGCAGCCGCAUGCAUGGAAAGACGUGAGCAAGGUGUCUCGUGCGCCUCCUCACGAGAUACUGGAGGGCGUCAUCCCGGUCUUCCGCGCGACCUUGCGCUAUGUCGGUGACGAGCUCAACACGGAUGUAAUUCUCGAGCUUCUCGAAACAGCGCUCCAGCUGAGUGUGUAUGCCGUGCCACUGACAGCUGCUCUCGUCUCUGCACUCCGCGCGAGUAUGGGGAUGAGUCUUUCUCUGCAGGAGCUGCUCUGCCGGGUGGACCCCUCAACGCAUAACGCACCGUUUCUCUACUACUACAUUCUGUGCUAUGCCAGAGACUUCGGCUCACCUUCCACGUUUGAUCAUCUCGCCGCCCUCUGGCACGUUGAUGGCGACGCCAUUUGGAAUCGCGCGGCCCACCUUUCUCCCCCGUGUCGGCUGUGGAAGUGUGCCACUUGUGGCCGAUUGAACAGCGAUCGCUACAACUACUGCGUGUGCUCAGCGUUACGGUACAGCCAUGUGUUGUGCGGCGCCUGCGGCUACGCGCAGGACGAACGACUGCGCCAGUGUUGUAGCUGUGGUCAGACGCUGCUGAACAAGGCGUCGUUGGCCGGGGCGGUAGUCCGCAAAACAUGGGUGUGUCGAGACUGCGGGGCCCGCAAUCCAGCAAGGCAGACGCUGCUGUGCUUCCGGUGUGGACAACCUACAGGACCGUGCAUCCAGCAGCACUCCGUCAUAGCAGCAGCCGAAUCUCAGGGCUCGACGGCGUCCGCAUCAGCGUCGCCCGGGUGCUGCUUCUGUGGUGAUUGCAACAACGACGAGGUAUGCGAUGCUGCGUCGUCUGCAACGCAGAGGACGGCCACGUACGCGGAGGCCGUCGGUGUCUGUCACGAGUGUGGCCGCUUCAAAAUGGACCAUGCCGCGCGGAGCAGCUUCGUGUGGGUUUGCCCGGGUUGCCAUCAGCGGCGUAGCUCGCUGGAGCGCUUUUGCCCCUCAUGCCCGCAGGUAGAAUGUCUCCCGCGGGCUAUAUGCCGAGAACCAGUGUACGCGCCACGCGUGUGCCGUCACUGCGGUCACGAGGAAGCAAACCCGUUCACGGUAGUUUGCCGGGGUUGCAGCAGCGCCGCAGAUCCUUUCGUUCACCGCAGCAACCUCGCAGAAGCCACGUUGUUGCCGGUGCAAGAGGCCGCUACUGACGGUCAUUCGGGCCCCAUGUCCGCCCAGGGGGUGCCGAACCAGCGGCAGCCCCAAGUCUACCACUGGUGUUUUCACUGUCACCACAUGCAGCCAUGGGACGACACCGUACCGCUCCACCAGCAGCACUGCAGGGAGUGCGCGGCCGACUGUGAAGAGAAAGGCCGGUGCUCGUUGCCUUUGCGCGUCUGUGGCGGCUGUGGCGCGACCUUGCCGACUCGCUAUGCGGGUAGCGCCGUCUGUCCAUACUGUGCCACUUACUUGCAGCUGGCGCCGCAGCCGCAAAGGUGCGACGAUGGUAGUGCACCACGGUACUGGACUGCUGUAACGCUCCUUCACACAUGCGAAGUGCUUGACGAAUGCUGCGCCAGAGAAUCGCUGCUCACGGAAGGUUUGACUCAAGCAACGCCGACAGCACUUGUAUCGACUAGAUCAAAGACUUCGGCACCCGAUGGCAGCCCCGCUCCCGGCUCCGCAGCGACCGCAGUCGACGCCAGUGCUCGUGCAUGUUUUCAGAGGCGCCCGGCUAUUGAGAAGGCGCUGUCCUGCUUGCGGCGCGAGUGGUGCAACAUUGACAGUGCUACUUGGCUGUCCAUACGGAUAGACGUCGUCACCCUGCUAGGGCAAAUCGUCAGCAGGCUGUGUCCAUGCCUAUCCACAUCCCUCACGGCGCGCCGCCUCUCUGCCCUCCUGAAGAGCAUCCUCACGCACGUCGACGGUGUGUGCGGGGUUGCGGUGGCAGGUUCUGGAGACACCUCCAGCUGCAGCGUGCAGGGCUACUUCACUCCUGCCGAGGUAUGCCAUGAGUGUCUCGGUACCCAUUCACCUGAUCUGUGCCCUUUUCUGGAAGGCGGUGGCUUGUGGACUUGUGAGGAGUGUGGAUCCUCGCACAACAACAUUGACCUGUGCCGCUAUGUGUGUAGCAACUGUCUUGCCUUGCGACCGGUGGUACAGGACCUGCUCAUCUCAGCCUGCUGGGAGUGUCCCACGUGCUAUCGGGCUAAUCUCCAGUUCGAGCGCUACUGUAUGCACUGCGGUGCUCAGCGAGCGGCGUGGUGUGCAGCGAUGCUUCCUCGCUGGGAUUCAGCUGGCGACGUAGCUGUUUAUGGCGGUGUCCAGUCGCCCGCUGCCGCCGGCACUGGGGAGCCCGGCGACCAGGGUGAGACAACACACCAAGCCAACCGACUGGCAGCAAGGAAGCGGGGUAGAAACGUACAGGGGCAUCGUACAGGGUUGCUGAAUUUGGAAAGCACUGCGCAAGCCCUAUCGCAGAGCUUCUCCUCUGCGCUGUCCUAUGAUGAAUCAAAUGCUGCCCCGCUGGACUCCCUCGCCGCCAGCCCUGCUAGUGCUACUUCACCAGUCUGUGGCGACGAGAUUCCCUUCAACCCCGCAAAGUGUCCUCUGUGCGGGCUCGUCUACAUCGAAGCACGAUGCCCGCUCUGCCUCAAUCACAUUCCUGCCGUCGCCAACGCUAAGGGAACGGUGUGCGAGGUACAGGACCGCUACGCCUUCAUUCAACCAAGCGGCACCACCCGUCCGCAGGAUCGCAUCUUUGUGGAUGAGGCCCUGCUAAAGGCAAAUACACUGAGAGAGGGGCUACUUGUGCACUACACGGCAGAGCUUGACCAGCGAGGUAGGAUGGAGGCGAGGUUCCUGCGGUGCUGA